AUGCGAGUUGAGGGACGAGCUGUGGUUCAUCGAAUUCGGUCGCGGAGCAGCGCUGCCGUUGACCCCGGAAGAGGCACCGGUGGACGGGGAACCGGUGGUGCCUUGUGCCCAAGGCCGCUUCUCAGCCGCACUUCCAACGAAGUAUCGGUUAGUGAUGGAACGGCACCGUCAUCGAGUGGCACGGAGCAGAGUCAACAAGAGCAGCAACAACAACACACACAGCAGACCGUUGGCGGUAAAGGCGCCGUCAGCAAGGGUACAGUAACGCCGCAGAGUCCUGCCUCGAGGCCGGAAGAUCUCAGCGUGAGAUCCUGGUACCUGGAGGAUUAUCCGACGACCGAUACCUCACCGGGGCCGAUGGGCGAUCGGAGCUCGUAUCCCUCGUGCUCGUAUACCGAUGGUAGGGAUAGCAAACCGGAUUUGAACUCGACGAGGAAUAGCAGCAUCGAGAGCGAAUUCCCGAAGCCGAUAGUAUCGAUACCGCGGAAGGCUUGUAUGGAUCUAACGACUGCGAUGGCAUUGUUGGAUGAGACCUGCCCGAACGUGGAACCCAGUCCAUCUCUCACCCCGAGAACGCCCAGAACACCGCUGACACCGUAUACGACGCGGAGCAAACGGGCCCGUUCCAAGAGCAGUGACAAUUCAUCGAAUUACAGCAACGAUCGGCUGAGUGAUCGCUCGUUCGAGGUCACCAAAGACAAGGAAAAGAAGAGGCCGUUCCUAAGGAAGAUAGGCAUUUCAAAAACUGAGGACCGACCAUUCCUGGCGAAGCUGACACCGAGGAUUCUUGGUAAGCCCUAUCUGGAAAAGAUCGGACCCAGCAAAGCCAUCGAGAGACCGUUCCUCGACAAGAUCGGCUCGUCCAAAACUUUAGACAAAUUCAUCUUCGACACGCCGCGUAACGAACGCAAGAAUGAACUUAGGACGAGGACGAACGACGUGAUGAAGAAUCACGACGGAAUAAAGAAUAACAUCAGGCAUGACAUCGAGCAGAUUGCCAUCGAAGAAGAUGUUGAAAACGCAAUCGAAACACCAGAGGUAACACCUGUUACUUCCCGUUUGGAACAAGUACAACACAAAUCUUUAAGUAUUGCAGAGACUCCACAAACGGCGACAACAACCUGCGAAAGAAGACGGUCGGGUAAAGAGUACUCUUUCGAGACGGAAGAUCUAGAGUCCACUGUACCGAAGGAACGAAACACGUUACAUGGAACGUCUUUAGACGAUGUGUUGAAUUCAGGGCCGAGCUCGUUGCCGACGGAUAACAGCGACGAGCAAACGGAUUCACGGCUAGAAUUCACGGAGAAGCGACCGACCAGCGUGACCGCCGAGUUAUUGAAGUGCCGAGUGACCACAAGCGAGGAAAUAAUAUCCUCCUCUACCACGUGUUUGAAUUCACCGAGUGAAACUAACAGCUGGAACAACUCGGCAAACAGAAUCUUUCAGGGUUCUCACGAGAUCAUUCGUAGCGACGACAGCACGCCAAACUCACCCACGAAGAGGCCUAUCUCGAGCGUCUCCCCUGAUCGUGAGAUCGAGUUGAGGAGUAGCACUCUGGAAAGAGGAACUUUGUCCCCGACGAAAACUAGGAAAUCGAUCAUUGAGGACAUGAGGACGGUCGAGAAUACGCGUAGGUCAAUCAAGUACAAUCAGUUUGAAAGACGAGGCAUCUCUUCGGACAAUCUCCUGGCGAAAGACGCUCUUUCAUUCGUCACUGCCGCUCGUACUAUGACCGAUAACAUCGGGAGAACACGGGAGAUCUCGUCAGAAGAUUCGCUGACGACUCGUCGAGAGUACACAAGGGAGACAUUCAAACAAUUGCAAGACAAAUUUAAGAUGCAGGAAAUACCUAUGGAGAGUUACGCGGCUUUCAAACGGCGCACUCAAGCCGCUCCGGGAGCAAUAAGUCGACAAGAAAGACUGAACCUUUUACCAGGGGACCUUGACGUAACCAUAAAGAGCACACCUAAGAAGGAAAAUGUUCCAUCGACUGACACAAUUGUAAGCGAAACUGCCAUGAAUAAGCGAGAUCAGAGUCAAGAAGGUACGGUGAGAUCCAUUCUGAGAAAGCAGGAAGGAAUCGAUCAUCCCGAUCAGGAAUCAGACACAAACGCGUCCAUCAGACGACCAAAGAGGCGGAUCUUUCAUGAACCGUCGCAGGAGACUAUGGAUCUGCUGACGGAAUUGCGCAAGGUGAAGAGCCUGUUAAAGACCCCGUCCUGGGAAAAGGACCUAGAUCUCGAUCAGAAGCCGGUGCGGAUGCCGAAGCGUAUUUUGCUAACAGACAAGGAAUUUUGUCUUUCUGUAGAGCGGGAGAACAGCGUGCGACGUCCGUCGAGGAUGAUUAACUCGCUGGAGACUACAGAAGAGGGUAAAAUUACAUCAAAUCGGGAAAAUAAAGAGAACAAAGAGAGCAACGAAACGAAAAUCGGAAAUAAAAAAUCACCCGGACCAGCUCUGUUCGAGAAGAAGUGUCUGUCGUUGGACUACGCCGACGAAGAGAAGCCUCAGAAGCCGGAAGUCAGAACGAUCUCUUUGGCCUCUACGAGGGAUUUGCCGUCCGAAACCGAGGAGAUCGACGAUUAUCCCGAUAUGACGUUGAUUUGCGACUCCAAGAGCUGCUCCUCGAGCGUCUUCAACUCUCCGUCCGAGGAGACGAACAAGAAAGAUCUGGUUGGCGAGCCAGAGGAAGAAGAACAACCGAAAAAGCCUAGUCAGAAUCAUUGCGCCGAGGUAGACAUCGCCAUUCCCAUCGAUCAAAAGAUCAACAGUCCCAAAGGAGAUGUUCAAGGGCGGACUAGCGAUCUCUACGAGAUCAUAUCGCCCCGGUCGACGCCGUUCCGCGUUAAGAAGCGACUCGGCAAAAUCUCCGUCGAAGAGACCGUCAAGCCGGAGAAUUUCACCCUCGGUUCUAAGGUCGACUGCCGAUCGGUUGUUGCUCAGAAACGGACCAAGUGCUUCCCUUUAUAACGCACGUCGAUCUGCCCGUGGGCGAAAUUCUCUAUGGCACUGGUUCGUGUUCGUACCGUAAGAAGACACGCAGAUAAAGUUGCGUUUCGCCUUAAUCCUUUCGAUACCGUGUUAAACACAAGCGCGUUGUGCCAAAUAAUUUCUAACAUCUUAUUUAAACAAACAAAAAAAAAAGAAGAAUUUGAACU
This is a messenger RNA of Mycetomoellerius zeteki, 3158 nucleotides long. RefSeq lists its product as uncharacterized. NCBI's taxonomy places the organism in Eukaryota, Metazoa, Arthropoda, Insecta, Hymenoptera, Formicidae. The record is from RefSeq and is a predicted model, not a curated record.